CGAAUCUAGCGCUGUCAAUGAGAUGGUAUUAAAUUUUUGAGUCCCGAAACUGACAGUAAGAAUUGAGUCAUCCAUGCGACUUGCAUGGGCAUAAACGCAGCCUCCGUUCUGAACCAUCUCAUCAAUGGCGAACCCACCACCUCCAAAGCGCCAAGGUCUCAAGAAGCAAAAGCCUUAACUACCACAAUCCUCAACCACCUUCGUUUAGGCCGACUUGGAAAGGCCGUCUCUGUUUUAUUCUCAGCUCCAGUACCUUUCCCUUUUGAUCUCUAUGCUCAUCUCUUCAGAAUCUCUGCCUCUAAGAAGGCCAUUGUCGAAGUCCGUAAAGUGGAGUCCCAUUUGGUCAGUUUCGCCCCAACCCCACCUGUGUUCUUGCUCAAUCGAGCUAUUGAGGCGUACGGUAAGUGUGGGUGUUUGGCUGACGCUCGAGAGCUGUUUGAUGAAAUGCCUCAAAGAGAUGGUGGGUCUUGGAAUGCUAUGAUUACUGCUUAUUCACAAAAUGGGUAUUCUGGGAAGGCAUUGGGCGUUUUCUCUGAUAUGCAUAAGUCUGGUAUUUUUGCUGCUGAGGUCACUUUUGCAAGUGUUCUUGCUUCGUGUGCCUCUACCUUGGCAUUUUGGCUUUCUAGACAGGUGCAUGCCCUCAUUUUGAAAUAUGGUUUUGGCGGUAACGUGAUUUUAGGGAGUUCACUUGUAGAUGUAUAUGGCAAGUGUUGGAGAAUGGGUGAUGCGCGGAGAAUGUUUGAUGAAAUUGAGAGUCCAAAUGCUGUUUCUUGGAAUGUGAUUGUUAGGAGGUAUCUUGAGAUGGGCAAUGGAAAAGAGGCUGUCUUUCUGUUUUUCAAAAUGAUUAGUCUUAAUGCAAGGCCUCUGACAUUUACAGUCUCAAAUGCUCUAGUUGCUUGUUCUAGUUUUGGAGGAUUUCGUGAAGGAAUUCAAAGUCAUGGAUUUACAAUCAAGAUUAAUUACGAAGAGGAUGAGGUGGUUUCAUCCUCUCUGAUUGAUGUGUAUGUGAAAUGCGGGGAUUUGGUGAGUGCUCGGACGAUGUUUGACCUGCUAUCCCCCCAAAAUUUGAUUCAUUGGACUUCUAUGGUGUCAGGAUAUGCCAUGAGUGGGAAAACCAGGCAAGCUAGGGAGCUUUUUGAUAAGAUGCCUGAACGCAAUAUAGUUUCAUGGAAUGCAAUGCUAGCAGGAUAUGCGCGUAGUUCACAAUGGGAUGAAGCAAUGGAGUUAAUUGUUUUAAUGUGUAAAGAUACGAGGGACAUUGAUCAUGUGACUCUCAGUUUGAUCCUAAAUGUUUCUGCAGGGCUUUCUGAUGUUGAGUUGGGAAAACAGGUUCAUGGAUAUAUAUAUAGGCAUCGUUUCUACUCCGACUUGUCCGUUGCCAAUGCACUUCUUGAUAUGUAUGGAAAAUGUGGGAACUUGAGAAGGGCUAGAGCUUGGUUUUACGAAAUGAGUCAUUUCCGAGAUAUGGUUUCUUGGAAUGCUUUGUUGAGUAGCUAUGCUCGUCAUAGGAUGAGUGAAGAAGCUUUAGUAAUUUUCUGGGAAAUGCUAGGAGAGGCAACACCUAGUAAGUUCACUUUUGCUACUCUCUUGGCGGGUUGUGCAAAUAUCUUUGCUCUUGAACAUGGUAAACAAAUCCAUGGAUUUAUGAUUAGAAAUGGUUAUGAUUUGGAUAUCGUGAUUAAAGGAGCUUUGGUUGACAUGUAUUCCAAAUGUCGUUGUCUUGACUAUUCACUGAAUGUUUUCAUUGAGACUCCUGUGAAAGAUGUUGUUCUCUGGAAUUCUCUGAUGCUGGGAUGUUAUUAUAAUAAACGAAGUGAAAUAUUAUUUCAGUUGUUUGAGGUAAUGAAGGAGGACGGUGUGAAGCCUGAUGGUACUACUUUCCAAGCUGUAUUGCUUGCAUGCAUUUCUCAGGGUUGUGUGAAAUUGGGUAGGCUGCUUUUCAAUUCAUUGAGUGAUGAUUACUUUAUUAUACCACGUUUGGAGCAUUAUGAAUCUAUGAUUAAGCUAUAUGGUCUGUAUGGAUUCUUUGACGAGCUUGAAGAUUUUGUUAAGAAGAUGCCAUUUCAACCAACACCCCCUAUGUUAACAAGAGUUUUUGACUUUUCCAAAGAGCACGGGAAUACAAGGUUAGGAGAAUGGGCUGCCAGACAACUUAAUCUUCUGAAGGACUGAAAUGUUCUAUUCCAUUCUGCUUCAAAGUUAUGGAUGAGAACUAACUUGUAACAAGGUUGGCCAAGGCUAUUGUCACUAAAACAUGUAGACACAACCUGCUUGCUGAUUUUGAAUUUUUGCAACAAUAUUUUGAUUGCUGUCAGACCAAUACUUUACUGGAGCCAAAUAUUGCAGACUCAGAUCUCGGGAAAGUACUUGAACCUAUGAGUAUUUGCAUAAUUCAAACACAACAAUAUUUUGAACUGCAACACAUAGAAGUUGCAGUUUAGGUGGCCGCUGCAUAACUCUUGGUAAUAUAAAUGCUGAUCAUCUGUGGUGGUUUUGGCAUUUGCGACAAGGAAAUGACUGCAUGGUGGCUGUUUCUAACAGAUAAAUAGGGAACAGAUCUUUCUUUUCCUGGAUAUCCAAUUGGGGCAGAAACAGAUCGAUGGCCAGUGAAGAACAGAAAGCUAUUCAAUCAAACAACAAGUCAAGGUCAAUCCCCAUAGAAAGUGGAUGUAGUAUUCUGACAAAGUUGCUUCAGAGAACGAACUCGGCACUGUCAGCCUUUUCACUUGAGCAUGGUAGAACUAGUCUAAGGUGAACAUGGGCGAAGAAAUUGUUCUUAAUUAAGAUGUGAUACAAGUAAAUGUGUGUGAAAGAACCAUUGUGGACUGCACCCCAGUUGCUAUCAUUGGACCAGCUGACAAGACUACUCAGACAGAUGGAUGCAAAGAUGACACUGGAUUGGGUUAAGCUGACUUCAGGAUUCUUCAUAGUGUAUCUGGCCAGAGGCCAAUAGAAGAGUUCAUUGUAGUACAACAAGCAGUGGAAUAAGGCUGGUAAUAAUAAGUCUAGUUCUAAGUCAUAUAAGAAGGUAAAAACAGCAAAUUCAAGGACAUCCUGGAACUACAAUAUCUGCUAUGGAUGAAAGGGGAGAUUUUCAAAUUUUGUUAAGUUAAAUGUGAUUUUUCACUACAAGUCAGGCUUAUUACUAUUACUAUUAUUAUUA
This is a messenger RNA of Nicotiana attenuata, 3163 nucleotides long. RefSeq names its product pentatricopeptide repeat-containing protein At3g26540. The coding region runs from base 85 to 2172 and encodes 695 amino acids. The transcript is spliced from 2 exons. Gene Ontology annotation, molecular function: protein binding; RNA binding. Gene Ontology annotation, biological process: RNA modification. Lineage: Eukaryota; Viridiplantae; Streptophyta; Magnoliopsida; Solanales; Solanaceae. The record is from RefSeq and is a predicted model, not a curated record.